CCCGCAGCCCGCACCCCUCCAGCUCGGACUUGAGCGCCCGUCACUCGGCGCCCCAGCUCGCUCCCCAAGCCGCAGCCGCGCAGCAGGGGGGCCCGCCCGGAGGGUGCGCUCGGCCCCCAGCGGGAGUUGGGGGGUUCGGAGGGGAGGGGGAGAUUGUUUUCGGCUCUGAAGAGGUCCCCACCCAACCUUCAAAAUUUUGUCCAAAAGCAGACAAGAGGAUCGCCCCGCGCUGAGCCGGCUGGUGGGCAGCAGGAGGCGCCUGAUCGCCGCCGGGGCGCUGGGGGUGGUGAUGGUGCUGCUGCUGGUGAUCCUCAUCCCGGUGCUGGUGAGCUCGGCCGGCACGUCGGCGCACUACGAGAUGCUGGGCACCUGUCGCAUGGUCUGCGACCCCUACGGGGGCACCAAGGCGCCCAGCACCGCCGCCACCCCGGACCGCGGCCUCAUGCAGUCACUGCCCACCUUCAUCCAGGGUCCCAAAGGCGAGGCCGGCCGGCCGGGAAAGGCAGGCCCCCGUGGGCCCCCAGGUGAGCCGGGGCCGCCGGGGCCCGUGGGACCCCCGGGCGAGAAGGGCGAGCCCGGGCGCCAGGGCCUACCCGGCCCACCCGGGACUCCGGGUCUGAACGCGGCCGGGGCCAUCAGCGCGGCCACCUACAGCACGGUGCCCAAGAUCGCCUUCUACGCCGGCCUCAAGCGGCAGCACGAAGGCUACGAGGUGCUCAAGUUCGACGACGUGGUCACCAACCUGGGGAACCACUACGAUCCCACCACGGGCAAGUUCACCUGCUCCAUCCCGGGCAUCUACUUCUUCACCUACCACGUCCUGAUGCGCGGCGGGGACGGCACCAGCAUGUGGGCCGAUCUGUGCAAAAACAACCAGGUCCGUGCUAGCGCAAUUGCCCAAGAUGCUGAUCAGAAUUACGACUAUGCCAGUAACAGUGUGGUUCUUCAUCUGGAGCCUGGAGAUGAAGUCUAUAUCAAAUUAGAUGGUGGGAAAGCCCACGGAGGAAACAACAACAAAUACAGCACGUUUUCUGGAUUUAUUAUUUAUGCUGACUGAUCGUGCAGAAACUAAGCCUAUUGUUCUGAGUCUGAACUCUGGAUUUGGAUGGCUAACGUCAGUGAAUCGAUUGAUCGAAGGCACCUCAGUUGUGUAUAGGAGGGGAAAUCCAAUGCUACCUGACUCACAUCUGUAUCCCUCGGAAACAUUAUGUAAAAAAAAUAUAUAUUUAAAGCAAGAUAAGCAGAUGUGUGAUCCACUACCGCCAAAGCAAAUACUCCUUAUUGUUAGUGUCCAUGUGAAUGAAGUCCUAUAGAGAUCACAAAUUUUUAUAGAAAAAUCUAAGAGACUGAAUUAUUUCUUCAAUAUAUACGAUCCUUUGGUGUACUGUGAUCUUGCUGCUUUAUCCAUAUGUCAGCUUUGGUUCUUGUGAGUUUACUUGCUUAUUAUGAUAUUUGGAGUCUAUACAUAGUGUGGGGAAAAAAUCAUUUUACCCUGCAGGAGAAGGAGGAGGAGGUCUAAUUGAAGUAAUGCUGCUUGUCCCCAAAGAAAUUGUUUGCCUUGUUUUCUUGUUAACUUUAGAGCUAGACCUGGAAAUGAUUCAACUUCAAGCCUUAACCUGGAAUUUUCUAGAUAUGUGGGAAUUCCCAAGCCUAUGAUCAUUUUCACAUUUUCCUUUUCUUCCAUGAAUUUUCCUUUUCUUACUCUUUCUCUCUUAUGGUGAUAGUCUUUAAAAAUAGUGGUUGAAUUUUUACCAUAGGAUUACCCCUCUCUUUGUGAGAAAAUGUCUGUUUAUGGAUGGUAUUUAGAAAACCCUCUGUAUGUCCAGUUUUGUCAGUAGACUACAUUUAGA
Messenger RNA from Dipodomys spectabilis (banner-tailed kangaroo rat), 1850 nucleotides. RefSeq names its product complement C1q like 3 (gene C1ql3). Gene Ontology annotation, molecular function: protein binding. Lineage: Eukaryota; Metazoa; Chordata; Mammalia; Rodentia; Heteromyidae. The coding region runs from base 290 to 1057 and encodes 255 amino acids. The transcript has 2 exons. The record is from RefSeq and is a predicted model, not a curated record.